Drosophila montana is the source of this 1816-nucleotide messenger RNA. It is a transcript of the gene gcm2, whose product is annotated as gcm2. Gene Ontology annotation, molecular function: DNA-binding transcription activator activity, RNA polymerase II-specific; RNA polymerase II cis-regulatory region sequence-specific DNA binding. The transcript has 3 exons. Gene Ontology annotation, cellular component: nucleus. The coding region runs from base 37 to 1740 and encodes 567 amino acids. The record is from RefSeq and is a predicted model, not a curated record. Gene Ontology annotation, biological process: gliogenesis; regulation of transcription by RNA polymerase II. Lineage: Eukaryota; Metazoa; Arthropoda; Insecta; Diptera; Drosophilidae.
AGUCAAGAGAUUCACUUGCAGCCAUCGUCCAGCGGGAUGACGACGCACAAGGGCAAGCGGGAUUGGGAUAUCAACGAUGCGAUCGUGCCGCAGGUGGCCGACAUGGAGUUCGAUGAGUUCAGCGAGUGGAGCGACGGGCAUGUACGUCUGGUCUACUCGGUGCACAACGAGGAGGCCAAGAAGCACAUCUCUGGCUGGGCGAUGCGCAACACCAACAACCACAACGUGAACAUACUGAAGAAGAGCUGCCUGGGCGUGCUGGUCUGCUCGCACCACUGCACGCUGCCCAACGGCUCCAAGAUCAAUCUGCGCCCGGCCAUAUGCGACAAGGCGCGACGCAAGCAGGAGGGCAAGGCCUGUCCCAACAAGAGCUGUCGCGGCGGCCGACUGGAGAUCAAGCCCUGCCGCGGACACUGUGGCUACCCAGUGACACAUUUCUGGCGGCACUCGGGCAAUGCCAUCUUCUUUCAGGCCAAGGGCGUGCACGAUCAUCUGCGGCCCGAUCCGAAGAACUCCAGCGUCUCGAAGCGUGCCUUCGGCCGGGUCUCCCUGACGGGCAGCAAGGCAGGCACCACAUCCGCGGCCAGGGCAGCCGGUGCGCCCAAGAAGUCGGUCAUAGCGGGCUUGGUCAAGCAGGUGAAGCAACAGAAUCUCAUGGGAAAGGUGCUCAAGCGCACAACCGCCAGCAAUCCGCUGGGCCACUCGGCCCUGGAGAUAUAUCAGUUCAAUGCCUGUGGCAAGUGCACCACGUACAGCCACUGCACGUGCAGCUAUCUGGAGGACAGCACGCGCGCCCAUCAGCUCAGUCAGUCCUCCAACUAUAUGAGCAGCUCCUGGCCGCUGGCCAACGCUGAUGCAGCGCCCUGUGAGUCGUCGGGGAAUGUAUUUACCGUAAACCACCAGCACAUUACCUACAACUAUCCCAUUUACCAUGGCACGCCCGCUGCCGCAACUGCCGCGCCGAGCAAGUCGCCCAGCUUGCCCUACACUUGCAUCUCGGAGCUGGCCGCCUAUCAGCCGGCGCUCAACAUUCAGUCCAAUGCCAGCUACAGCAAUGCCAUCGCCGGCAGCUGCCAGCAGCUGGCGUACGAGUCCAGUCCGCAGCUGGCGACGCCAGAGCCGGAGUUUAUCAACUACUCACAAAUAAAGCAUCUGGGCAGCGGCACGGAGCUGGGCUGCAAGAAUGAAACGACGCCCACCAUCAAGUACAAUGCGACCGUGGAGACGCAGCCUGUGCCGGGCUAUGCGGCCAGCGUGGAGGACAACUACGACUAUUACUACAAUCGCGAAUCCCACAAAUCCGACUACGAGCUGCAGCAGCAGUUCGGCAACGUCUCCGGCCACGCACACUACUACGAGAGCGCCAAUAGUUACAGUGGUGUUAGUUAUUUCGACACGGGCACCACAGCGCCGGGCAACAGCAACGGCCACGGCCACAGCCAUGGCAACGGCAUCAGCAGCGCCAGCGCCGGCGGUAGCGGCAGCGUAAUGAACCCAAGCAAUGCGAGUCUCGAUCCUGGCAGCUACGGCAGCUACUACGAUCACUAUGCCAACUACGAGCAACAGAUGGCGGCGGCGAACGGCUUUGCCGCCACUGGCAGCGCUGCGUCGAGCAGCGUAGGCAUUGCGCCAACUGCUGUGGCGCCACCUACACCAACGCUGACCUACCAUCACCAUCACCAUCAUCAUUUACACCACGCGUCGCAACACGCCCCGCAAUCAACACACGCGGCCCAUUGAUAGUACUUACUCAUAGUUCUUAGACCCAGGUUAUGUUUAGUUUUGAAAUCUUAAUUUCAAUGUGUAGCAUUGCGUA